CUUUUAUUAUUUGGUUUUGGGCUUUUUGUUUUGUUUCUGGGUUUCUGGGUUUUCUCUAUUUCCUUCCAGAAAAUCUUGCUCUCUAUGUUUUCUAGAACCUCUCUGCUAUAAAUAGAUGAGUGCCUUUAGUUAGGGUUUUCAAGCAUUUUAAAGAAGCUCUGGACUGUCCAGUGUCCACCAGAUAUAGCUGAGAGAAAGAGGAGAGAGAGAGAGAGAGAGAGAGAGAGAGGGAGGAGUAGACUGAAAGUAGUAGUGUAGUGUUGUUAAGCUUUUCUCUCCACAGAGAGGAGGGAGAGUGUGGGAUAUGGUAAGAGAAUCAAGUGGAGAAAGAGAGAUGGUGAUGAAACCGGCGUGGCUUAAUGGGCUUAUGAGUGAGACAUUUUUUGCUGGUUGUGGGGCCCACGAGACUCGAAGGAAGAACGAGAAGAACAUUUUUUGCUUGGAUUGUUGUCGAAGCAUUUGCCCUCACUGUGUUCCUUCCCAUCGAUCUCACCCUCUCCUGCAGGUGAGACGAUAUGUUUACCACGACGUGGUCCGAUUGGAUGACCUGGAGAAGCUCAUCGACUGCUCCUUCGUCCAGCCUUAUACCAUAAACAGUGCCAAAGUGAUAUUCUUGAACCAGAGACCUCAAUCAAGGCCGUGUAAGGGCUCUGCCAACAUCUGCUUCACUUGUGACAGGAUUCUCCAAGAGCCAUUCCACUUCUGCUCUCUUUCAUGCAAGGUAGAUCACGUGGCGGUACAGGGAGGAGAUCUGUCCAGCAUCCUAUACAGGUUCGAUGAAUCCGACUUUGCAUUCUCGCAAUUCGAGGGGCUACGAAUGGACGGCUCUGAUCUCUUGGAGGAUGACGGUCAGAUCACCCCCAACUCGAUCCUAGAGGACCCACUAGACUUCAAGGGCUCCUCUUGCUCUAGCAACCCUCAGAGGGGGAAUUCCAAUUCUGAGGUGGUGAAGAAGAAGAAAGGAAGUGGAUUUCUCCCGGGAAUUGUCCUCUCUUUGAGCAGCAGAAGAAAGGGUGCCCCUCACAGAUCUCCCCUAUCUUAGAAGCAAAAAAAUUGAACCAUUUCCAAAUCACUCUCUCUCUCUCUCUUUUUAAUUAACUACUUUAGUACCCCCCACCCCACCCCACCACACCCCCCUCUCUCUAUAUAUAUUAGAUGUUGUCAUUAGGGUUGGCUUAUGCUCCAUAUUUAUUCACUGUAGCAAGUUUGCACCGUAUAUUCUCGUAGAAGCGGCAUAUAUGGGCUUAUUUUUCUUCUCCUUUCUUCCUUUCUUCCUUCCUCUUCCAAAGCGCUUACUUCCAUUACUGACCUCCGGCAAUGGCCGUAGAGAGACCGUGUAAUUGCAGGCUCUUCAUGGUUAUGCCAAUUUUGUAUCCAUGUACUGGAAUUUGCGCUCGUAAAUAUAAUAUAAAUUUCGGUUCGGCUUGUA
Molecule: messenger RNA, 1429 nt
Organism: Nelumbo nucifera (sacred lotus)
Lineage: Eukaryota; Viridiplantae; Streptophyta; Magnoliopsida; Proteales; Nelumbonaceae
Product: PLATZ transcription factor family protein
Molecular function (GO): zinc ion binding
Source: RefSeq, a predicted model, not a curated record